ACAGUUGGAAUAUCAAGUUUAAAACUACUAGCUACAACCACCCACAGUUGGAAUAUCAAGUUUAAAGACUAUAAUGUAACGUCUUCUUUGAGUUUUUUUCUUUCAAUCUCUUUAUGUAAAGCAAAGCAAAAUAUUCAGUUACAGCCUUAAUUUUAAUUUGUAGAAAAAGCCAACGUCCACUCUUUCCUUUUUUAUCACCAUCUACACCUCUCUCUCUCUCUCUCUCUCUCUCUCUCCUUCACAAAAAGACCAACAAAACAAAUGCCAUUUCUGAGUACUUUAAACAAACUCCCAACUCCCCAUGCAAAAUUUUCAGCUUUGAGCUACUAAAUUAUAUUGUUGUGGAGGUGCAUAGUAGAAUUCAAUGGGUGGUUGCACAUCAAAACCUCCCCCUGAACCCCAUUACUCCAAGAGCGAUCUUUAUACUCCCCAUGUAACUGCUAACAACGACGAAAAUACGAGCAAAGAGGAACCUCAAGUGGGUAAAAAGUCGCCGUUUUUCCCAUUUUACAGUCCAAGUCCAGCUCAUUAUUUUUUCUCAAAAAAAUCUCCGGCAAAUUCUACUCCCCGGAGGUUCUUUCCACCACCUUCUCCGGCGAAACAUAUACGUGCUUUGCUUGCCCGGAGACAUGGUACUGUGAAACCCAAUACAAUUCCGGAAGGCGAUGAAUUGGAGGGGGGUGGGGGUCUUGAUAAGAGUUUUGGGUUUUCCAAGAAUUUUGGAAAUAAGUAUGAAAUUGGAGAGGAAGUUGGGAGGGGGCAUUUUGGGUAUACUUGUAAAGCUAAGUUUAAGAAAGGUGAACUUAAGGGUCAAGAAGUUGCUGUUAAGGUCAUACCCAAAGCAAAGAUGACCACAGCGAUAGCCAUCGAGGACGUGAGGAGAGAGGUGAAGAUAUUAAGAGCUUUAACGGGACACGACAAUCUAGUAAAAUUUUAUGAUGCAUACGAAGAUCACGAAAAUGUCUACAUAGUGAUGGAAUUAUGUGAAGGAGGCGAGCUUUUGGAUAGGAUUCUUUCAAGAGGUGGAAAAUACUCAGAAGAUGAUGCAAGGACUGUGUUGGUACAAAUAUUGAAAGUAGUUGCAUUUUGUCAUCUUCAAGGUGUGGUGCACCGGGAUCUUAAACCAGAGAAUUUCUUGUUCAUGUCCAAAGACGAAAAUGCACAACUUAAAGCCAUAGACUUUGGGUUGUCUGAUUUUGUGAAGCCAGAUGAAAGACUUAAUGAUAUUGUUGGUAGUGCAUAUUAUGUAGCACCGGAAGUUCUACACAGAUCUUAUAGUACAGAGGCUGAUGUGUGGAGUAUAGGUGUUAUUGCAUAUAUCUUGCUGUGUGGCAGCCGUCCCUUUUGGGCUCGAACUGAAUCUGGGAUAUUUAGGGCUGUUCUCAAAGCUGAUCCAAAUUUUGAAGAACAGCCUUGGCCUACAUUAUCUUCUGAAGCAAAAGACUUUGUGAAACGUCUCUUGACUAAGGAUCCACGGAAAAGAAUGACCGCAGCUCAGGCCUUGGGUCAUCCUUGGAUAAAGAAUAGCCACGACAUAGAAGUCCCUUUGGAUAUAAUGAUAUUCAAACUCAUGAAGACUUACAUGCGUUCAUCUGCUCUUCGGAAAGCUGCUCUACGGGCUUUGUCAAAGACUUUAACCAUAGAUGAGCUGGUCCAUCUGAAGCAGCAGUUUUCACUGCUGGAACCAAACAAAAAUGGCACCAUAAACGUGGAUAACAUUAAAGCGGCCCUGAUGAAAAAUGCAACAGAUGCCAUGAAGGUGGCACGCAUUCAUGAUUUUGUUGCUUCACUGAAUGCACUCCAAUAUAGAAGGAUGGAUUUUGAGGAAUUCUGUGCCGCUGCACUAAGUGUAUAUCAGCUUGAGGCUCUUGACAAAUGGGAACAACAUGCACGCUGCGCGUAUGAAAUUUUUGAGAAAGAUGGCAACAGAGCAAUCGUCAUAGAGGAAUUAGCUUCGGAAUUUGGCCUUGGUCCAUCUGUUCCUGUUCACGCUGUUCUUCUUGACUGGAUCAGACACACUGAUGGAAAGCUUAGUUUCCUUGGUUUUGCAAAGUUGUUGCAUGGUGUGUCAAGCCGCGCAAUCACGAAAAUCCAAUGAUGUCAGCUGCUCAAUUCACAAAGUUCAACGAGUCCUUCUCAGCAGUGCAUUCUUAUCCUCAUAUCACUACUGAUGCGUUUUGGCAAUUACAUGAGCAGCAUAUGAGUUGGUUACGAUUAACUUCAGUCACCCACUCUGGAGCUUCAUAGUGUUCUGUGAUGUAGUCACUUUCUGGACCAGUUUGUGGUUAAUGAGGGAUGUAUUCCUAGCAGAACGUGGGUUUUUCUUAGCAUUAGCGCAUGUCAUAUAGUUUUUUUUCAUCAUGUAAAUCAAUAGUUAGUUUCUGUUUGGUUACAGGUGAAAGUAUCUCUCAGCUGGUUACUGGACACACUUAUACAAGAUGUUCUAACCCAUUAGACAGCCCUGACCACUGCCAUUGCAUUGUAUGAUUGUAUCAUCAUGUUUGUACAUACAGUUUAUAGUUGAAAAUAUUCCAUUAUUUUCUUGCUUCUCAA
Messenger RNA from Capsicum annuum, 2553 nucleotides. RefSeq names its product CDPK-related protein kinase. Gene Ontology annotation, biological process: peptidyl-serine phosphorylation; intracellular signal transduction; protein autophosphorylation. NCBI's taxonomy places the organism in Eukaryota, Viridiplantae, Streptophyta, Magnoliopsida, Solanales, Solanaceae. The transcript has 11 exons. Gene Ontology annotation, cellular component: nucleus; cytoplasm. The record is from RefSeq and is a predicted model, not a curated record. Gene Ontology annotation, molecular function: calcium/calmodulin-dependent protein kinase activity; ATP binding; calcium-dependent protein serine/threonine kinase activity. The coding region runs from base 365 to 2098 and encodes 577 amino acids.